AUGACUGGGAGUAAAGAUGAAUAUUAUGGUGAAGAACUAAGUAUAACAAAUGAUUCUGCAACUUGGCCCGAGAUAAUUAGUCAACAAAUAAGAGACUAUUUAGUUAAGAAAGGACCACUAAAAAUUCUUUCCGAUGAUUUUCCCUCAAUGUUAAAAUGUACAAAUCUUCAAAAACGACUGUCUGCUGAACAAACAAUCGAUAAAGUGCAGCAAAAGUUGCUCAAUCAAGAGAAAAUUCGUUGUUAUAAAAUUUUUAAAAGACUAUUUUCUGUGGUUCAGUUUUUAGCUGAGCGCAAUAUAGCAUUUCGAGGAUCUGUUGAAAAACUAGGUGAUGCAAGAAAUGGAAAUUUUAUAGCUGAAUUUAACAAAUUUUUUACAACAAUUGGAACUAAACUAGCAAACAGUAUUCCGUAUACCGACGAUAAAUCAGCUGAUUUCCAAACAUCAACUUCAUCAAGUUUUCACUUUACUGAGUUAACUUAUGAUGAAUUUGAAAUUGACUUUAGUUCAUUAAAAAGAAAUAAAACAACUGGGUAUGAUGAUAUUAAUGUGAAUAUUAUAAUAGACUUUUGUGAUGUUAUAAAACACAUUAUUUUUAAAAUCUUUCGAGCAUCCAUCAGUCAAGGAAUGUUUCCAGAUUGCAGUAAAAUUCGAAAUAAAAUUAUAGAGCGAAUAAAAAAAGGAAAGUAUUUUGCUACUAUUCUUGGCUGUACUCCAGACAUUAGUCAUAAAGAACAAAUACAAAUACAAAUAGUAUCUUUUAGCCUUAGAUAUGUUUUAGACGGUACACUACCAGGUUCAAGUGCCAAUUUAUAUGAACAGUUUAUUAAAUUUAUACAUAUAGAGAUCAGUACAGGAGAAAACCUAUUUUCUGUGUUGAAACAAGAAAUUCAAUCUUUAGGACUGAAGAUUAAUGACAUUCGUUGGCAAGGCUAUGACAACGGUUCUAACAUAAAGGGAAAGUUUUCAGGGGUUCAGGCUAGAUUGCUAAAAGAAAAUUCAAGAGCAUUUUUUACACCUUGUACAUGCCAUAGUUACAAUCUCCUAUUGGGAGAUGUAGCCAAAAUUCGCCCAGAAGCUAUAACAUUUUUCGAUAUUCUUCAACGCCUGUAUGUUUUAUUUUCGACAUCUACAAAAAGAUGGUCGGUGCUUUUCAAAUAUGUGAAUGAGCUUACUGUGAAUCCAACUUUAUCUGAAACCUCCGAAAAUCCACAAAUCGAAAUUGAAGCUGAAUCACUUGGAAACUUAAUGAAAGAUUAUAAGUUUUUAGUUACUCUGGAUUUUUGGUAUGACCUACUCUUCCAAAUAAACUUUGUAAGUAAAAAACUUCAAUGUAAAUCAUUAAACCUAUCAACAGCUCUUAGCUUAUUUGAAAAACUUUUAAGUUGGUUGAUUAAUUGCAGAAACAUUGGAUUUGAGCACAGUCAAGAAAAAGUACAGCGUCGUGCAACUAAACUAAUACCUCAAAUCAGUAAAUUAUGCUAUGAAGAUCGACUUGCUUAUCUUAAAAUACCCUCACUUAUUAAAAGAAGACAACGAGGAGACAUUAUACAACUAUAUAGAAUUUUCAAAGGUUAUGAUAAAGUUGAAUUUAAAGAAAUUUAUUUAUUUAAAUCAAGUUGUACUCGUGGCCAUAACCUGAAAUAUUCUAAAGAAUUUUCAGUACAUAAGUGUAGAGAAAAUAUUUUGCUUAAUCGAGCUGCAAAUUAUUGA
Messenger RNA from Hydra vulgaris (swiftwater hydra), 1713 nucleotides. NCBI's taxonomy places the organism in Eukaryota, Metazoa, Cnidaria, Hydrozoa, Anthoathecata, Hydridae. The record is from RefSeq and is a predicted model, not a curated record.